Molecule: messenger RNA, 487 nt
Organism: Sinocyclocheilus rhinocerous
Lineage: Eukaryota; Metazoa; Chordata; Actinopteri; Cypriniformes; Cyprinidae
Product: transcription factor HES-5-like
Exons: 2
Coding region: 130-378 (82 amino acids)
Molecular function (GO): protein dimerization activity
Source: RefSeq, a predicted model, not a curated record
GUGAGAAACUCCAACAAGCUCAAGCCUCACACAUUCAUAUGGAGAUUUGGGAGUAUAAAUAGAGGAGCUGCAGCCAGUGCAAAUCAGACUCACUCUGAACAGAGAGAUCUACAGCACAGAGAUCCAGACAUGACACCUACAAUCAUCUCAAAGGAGCUUCUCCCUCUCAACAACAAGCUGAGAAAGCCGAUGGUGGAGAAGAUGUGCAGAGAUCGUAUCAACAGCAGCAUCGAGCAGCUCAAGUGUCUUCUAGCUCCAGAGUUCCUCAAGCAGCAGCCUGAUUCCAAGCAGAACAGGAGGGAAAGUGUCCUGCCAGACCAGAAGACCUUCAGCAAAGACAUGAAUGUCAACAAGAGCGCCAUCUGGAGGCCUUGGUAGAGCCUUAAAGACUCAGACUGAACAUCUACACUAGACUCAGACUAUUACGCUUUUAGUUUCUCUUUUUGAGAAAAAGUGUUUCAGUUUGGAAGAGAUAUUUGCACUGCUA